Somion occarium is the source of this 844-nucleotide messenger RNA. The record is from the annotation of a GenBank genome assembly. NCBI's taxonomy places the organism in Eukaryota, Fungi, Basidiomycota, Agaricomycetes, Polyporales, Cerrenaceae.
CAAAAUCCAAUUAUCGAUACUCUGGGUAUACCUCAAGGCAAGGACGGCCGAUAAGCAAUCAUUUCCAGGCACAGGAUUCGUUGUACGAUGACUCUCAUGUCUCGGGCAUCCUAACUAUUUGGUUUGAUCUGAAAACCCUAGUCCAUGAUAUACAAUGUAUGAAGUCUACAUGCUCAAACACGCACCCAAAAUGUAGAGAAAUUAUGAAAAUUGAGCACUGCCCUCGUCCGAUACUGCAAGACGCCGUUCUUACGCAGCUGUAUCACGUUGUCCGGCAUCGAGGUGUUGAUUACACAGGCAGUGACAUCAACCUUGCUUUGGAGGCCUUCAAGCGGGCUCUUGCAGUCCAGCCACAGAUUCUGGCUGAACCACCCUUUCCGAGGAUAGCCCCAUAUCUCUGGUCAUUCUAUAUUGGGCUCCAGAAACUUGGAGAAGUCCAAUCGGCUCUGAUCGCCAAUUGGAACCGGAGGAAGAGCGCAGAGUACCAGAAUGCGUACAAGGACCUUCUGGACGUAAUGAUUAACCUUCAUGACAUUAUGAAACAACAUCUCACUUGCGGCAGCAUGAGGUCCGUUCCCUUGUCCCCAGUGCCCAAAACCAGUGAUUUUCAAGAUACUCAGGAUGUCAAGAGGUUAAUGAGACCUUUUUUUUCACGCUGGGGCCUUUUACACUAUCCAACCAGGAAGAACAACAUGGGAAGAUGCUCUCCUGAAUGAACUCUUUUUGACUUGGGAGAAGCUUUUGUUUUCAUCUUCCCCGAGUACCGUCAGCGCUGAGACUUUGUAGGGCACAACGAAAUUUGAGGCAUUGUCGUCAGAAUACAUACCGUUCAAGUUUAUGGAUG